Molecule: messenger RNA, 465 nt
Organism: Nematolebias whitei (Rio pearlfish)
Lineage: Eukaryota; Metazoa; Chordata; Actinopteri; Cyprinodontiformes; Rivulidae
Product: complement C5-like
Exons: 4
Coding region: 43-465 (140 amino acids)
Source: RefSeq, a predicted model, not a curated record
UUGAGUCUCGUCAGACCUCAGUGAGUCUUCUUCACCUUCAGGAUGAAGGUGUGUGUCCUCCUGGUUUGUAUUUGCUGCCUGAGCUGGAGAACGGAGGCUCAAUCCCAGUCGUACUUGAUAACGGCUCCUCUCUCACUCUGCCUGGACGCUGUAGAAACAGUGUUCCUACAUUUCUUUGGGUACACAUCAGAGGUAUCGGUCUAUGUGUUCUUAAAGACCUCCAUGGCUCCGGAUCACAAGGUUUUGUUUCAGGACGUUGUGAGGCUGAACAGCCUGAACAGCUUCCAGGGCAUCGCCAAAGUGCGGCUGUUCCCAGAUAAGGUGGGUCCGGAUGUGGAUCGGGUGGUUCUCCAUGUUCAGACAAAUCAGAUCAACCAGCAUCUGUUAAUCCCCAUCAGCAGAACCAAUGGCUUCCUGUUCAUCCAAACGGACAAACCGCUGUACACCCCCUAUCAGAAAGCUUGA